GGCAGUGGGUGUAUCGCUUUUUGUUUUGUUGUGUUUCUAAGAUAACUUUCUCUCCCAGCGCUAGCUUGUCCACUCCUCCUCCUGUGUGCCAAAGCCGAGUGUUGAUGGACUUCCUGAGCGGGAACGAGAAGGCCUCAGAGGAACUGGAAUCAAAGACGUCUCUUUUCAGGGAAAGAUCCGCACGACAGACCGGAGGAUGGUCCACCACAGGGAGGAAGACCGGAUCGGGAUCCCCUUCCCAAACCACAGCAGCGAUGUCCUGUGCAGCCUCAACGAGCAGCGGCGUGACGGCCUCCUCUGCGACGUCGUCCUCAUCGUACGCGACCAAGAGUUCCGCACUCACCGCUCGGUGCUGGCAGCCUGCAGCCAGUACUUCAAGAAGCUCUUCACCGUGGCUGCCGCGGGCCCCGAGGACGGGCGCCACCUGCACACCGCCAGCGCCGCCAUCUACGAAAUAGACUUUGUAACUUCGGACUCGCUGACGGCCAUCUUGGAGUUCGCCUACACCUCUACGCUGACGGUGACGACAUCCAACGUGAAGGAGAUCUUGAACGCCGCCCGGAUGCUGGAGAUCCCGUGCAUCAUAAACGUGUGCCUGGAGAUCAUGGACAGUGGGGGAGGAGGCGGGGAGAGGGACAUCGAGGAAGACGACGAGGAGGAGGAAGAAGAAGCCGAGUCCAGGAAUGAAGAGCAGGAGGAGGAUGACGACGACGAGAGGUCGCUGAGGUCAUCGGAAAGCAGGGCGGGGCAUCUAGGGGCGGAUGCGUCGCCGCCCCCCAGCACCUCCUCCUACCAGGAGAUGUCAGCUGACCACAUGAGUGGAAAGCAGGAGACCUUGGAGAAUCGUGCCCUGAAGGACUUCUCCAUCGCCUCGCUCCUCCAGGACGGCCUCUACCCCCGCAUGUCCGCCUUGGACAGGAGGGCCAACUUCUCCCCGCUCCUCCCCGCCUUCUACCCCUCCAUGUGGGCAGCGGACUUCCCGGGAUUCCCACAGAGCUUCCUGGACCACAGCCUCCAUCAGCACGCUCGCACGGGGGCGUCCCCGGCCGCCUUCCUGCCCCCCGCCGCCCCCACCCCUCUCAAUCUGGCCGUCAAGCGAGAGAUCAUCAAAGAGGAAAUGAAAGAGGAAGUCCCGCCCAGUCUGCUCCACACUGACUUCCUGAAGGAGUUUGUCAGCGCCUCGGGCCCUGUUGCGCCGCCCUCGGCGGUCAAGGAUGAGGCGGACUUACGGUCCUACCUGAGCUUCCUGAACUCCGCAUCCCAACUGGGGGCGCUCUUCCCUCCCUGGCAGCUGGAGGAGGAGCGGAAGAUGAAGCCCAAGUCUUCGCAGCAGUGUCCCAUCUGCAACAAGAUCAUACAAGGUGCCGGGAAACUACCGCGACACAUGAGGACGCACACGGGGGAGAAACCUUACAUGUGCACCAUCUGUGAGGUGCGCUUCACCAGACAGGACAAGCUGAAGAUCCACAUGAGGAAGCACACGGGCGAGCGGCCGUACAUCUGCCUGCACUGCAACUCCAAGUUCGUGCACAACUACGACCUGAAGAACCACCUCCGCAUCCACACCGGCGUGCGGCCCUACCAGUGCGAGCACUGCUACAAAAGCUUCACGCGCUCCGACCAUCUACACCGACACAUCAAGAGGCAGAGCUGCCGCAUCUCCCGCCCCCGCCGGGGACGGAAGCCUGCCGCGUGGAGGUCUGCGGCGCCGACAGGUAACUUCCUGUGCCCGCCCUCCACCAACGUCACCACCGGCGGCGGGUUCAAGUCGGCGUACGAGGAAGGGAAGAACCGCGGACUGGGUUUCAACAGAGAAGAUGACAAUGAAGGAGCGGCGAGGCCGCGAGGCGUCUUCGCCUUCGCCGUGACGGGAGAAGACGUACUCACCCGAUCACCUUAUUAUGCGGCGACCUCUGACCCCUGGACCAUGAGACUGGAGCGAGCCCCUCCCGUCCCUGAGACGGCCACAUGAAGACCUUUUGAGAGACAAACAAAUCGGUGAACUUCCUAAGACUGCUAGCGUUUGAUUUUCCGCUAUAAAGAAGAAUAUCAAGACUUUUUUCGAUGUUUACUGGAAUAUUUGGAUUUUUUAAAAAAAAGGCAACGACGCCUUCAGGUUCAGGAAAAUUACAGCGCCUGUUCUUGUAUCGGCAUUAGUGGCAACACUGAAUGUAAAACAUUUCAGACAGGAAGAAUCAUAAAUACACACAAUAAAGCAAAAACUAAAGUCAUCCAAAUAAAGCGCUCCACUGCACUAUUGUACAUAAACACACCACGGGGUGCUUCCUUUGCAGGGGAUGGCAACACUUUAAUACAACACUAUUUCAGCGCUAAAUAACCUCUCCAUAAGGACGCUUUCUGGGCUUUCUGGGCUUUCUGGGCUUUCUGGGCAUUCUGGAUGCUGGUCUACUCUGCUGCCAA
Doryrhamphus excisus (bluestripe pipefish) is the source of this 2421-nucleotide messenger RNA. RefSeq names its product zinc finger and BTB domain containing 7C (gene zbtb7c). Gene Ontology annotation, molecular function: protein binding; RNA polymerase II cis-regulatory region sequence-specific DNA binding; DNA-binding transcription factor activity, RNA polymerase II-specific. NCBI's taxonomy places the organism in Eukaryota, Metazoa, Chordata, Actinopteri, Syngnathiformes, Syngnathidae. Gene Ontology annotation, biological process: regulation of transcription by RNA polymerase II. The record is from RefSeq and is a predicted model, not a curated record.